AUGAAAACACGUAUUAGAGGCUAUGAUAAAUACCGCAAAAAAGAUGAUUUAUGUGAAGAAGAUGGUAUGGAGACUGAAAAUGAAAAACAAUUAACGGGAAGCAUUAAAGAAUUUAUUACUGAAAUACCAUCAUUAAACAUUGAUAGUGGCAGAAAGAAUUGUGAAGAACAAUUAAACAAUUGGCUUCAAACGACGAUCGAUAAAAUUCAACAAAAAUAUAAAGAAUUUCAAGUGGAACUUGAUCAACUUCAUAGUUAUAUUGAAACGAAUCAAGAUCAAUGGAAAUCAUCUUUGAAAGAUCGAAUGGAAACAAAGGUUCGUUCGAUAUUAAUGACACAAUUGAAAUUACGUGAAAUUGAUGGAUCAGAAUUGGCUAAAGCUCGAGAUGAACUAUUACGUGCACAAAAACUCUAUAAUUCACUCAAUAGUCAAACAAUGAUUACAGUAUCUAAUGCUAAAAAUAACGAAAUUGAUUUAUUAAGCCCUAGAUUAUCUUUUUCAAACGUUAUAGUCGAUAGUUUCACUUCGAUUGAUAAAAUUAUACCAAAAACAAAUGCUGAAAUUAUAGAACAAUUAAAUCAACAGACAAUUGAUUUAAUGAAUAAUGAAACAGAUAUAUUAGAUAAUACAAAUCAAUCUAUGAAUAAUAAUACUGAACAGGCUGAUUUUUCGUCAAUUGAAUCAAUAAUUAAUAAUACAAACAAUUCUGAUAAUCUUUCAACAAAUAUCGAAAUUAGAGAGUCAGAUUUAAUAUCAUGGUUUUUUCAAGAUCAUCAAAGUGAUCUUGAACAAAUUAUUACAAAUCCUGAAAAUCGUAUGGAGUUAAAUUUAACUUCGAAAAAUCUAAGUUGUUCAGAUAUGAAGAUUGUUAGUCAUUAUGCUUUACAAAAUAACAAAACACUUAUACAACUUGAUCUUUCUCGAAAUCAGAUUAAAGAUAUAGGUGCAUGUCAUUUAAGUAUUGGAUUACAAUUAAAUCAAACACUCACUAUUCUUGAUCUUUCUCACAAUCAAAUUGGAGAUACAGGAAUAUCAGAACUAAGUGUUGGAUUAAAAUCAAACAAAAUACUCACAACACUUGAUCUCUCUGAUAAUCAAAUCAAAAAUGAAGGAGCACGAUUUCUAAGUGCUAUAUUAAAAUUAAAUACGGCACUAACGACACUAAAUUUGUCAGAAAACGAUAUUAAAAAUAAAGGAGCCACUUGUUUAAGUACUGCGUUACAAUUAAAUCAAACACUUUUAUCACUUAAUCUUUCUAAUAAUCGAAUUGGAGAUCAAGGUGGACGACGUUUAUGCAAUGUAUUAAAAUCAAAUCAAACAUUGACAAAACUUGAUCUGACUUCAAAUAUUAUCAAAAAUGAAAUUUUAUGUGACAUAUCAUCUGCAUUGACAUCGAAUAUGAUAAGAAAAAUAAAUAAUGAAAAUAUGUAA
This is a messenger RNA of Adineta steineri, 1431 nucleotides long. NCBI's taxonomy places the organism in Eukaryota, Metazoa, Rotifera, Eurotatoria, Adinetida, Adinetidae. The record is from the annotation of a GenBank genome assembly.